Molecule: messenger RNA, 4263 nt
Organism: Meriones unguiculatus (Mongolian gerbil)
Lineage: Eukaryota; Metazoa; Chordata; Mammalia; Rodentia; Muridae
Gene: Dspp
Product: dentin sialophosphoprotein
Exons: 4
Coding region: 1-2808 (935 amino acids)
Biological process (GO): odontoblast differentiation; dentinogenesis
Cellular component (GO): nucleus; cytoplasm
Molecular function (GO): collagen binding
Source: RefSeq, a predicted model, not a curated record
AUGAAGAUAAUUAUAUAUAUUUGCAUUUGGGCAGCUGCAUGGGCCAUUCCGGUUCCUCAGAUAAUACCGUUGGAAAGACGCCUGGUCGAAGAGUCUGUGCCUGUACCUCUUGUAGCACAUUCAAGAACUGCAGCACAGAAUGAGUUACAUAUCGGUAACACCCCUGAAGACAGCAGCGACCCCCCAAAUGGGAGCGAAGUAGGACAGCAGCUACAUACCAAGGACAGUUACAACAGAGAAGGGAACGGCUCGGAGCCGGUAGAUGUGGGAGGGAAGAAUUUCACAAAGCCCAUUUUAGCAAACGAGCAGGGGAACAGUGCAGAUGAAAACGAGAAUGUAGAAACAUAUGCUCACGGUGGGAUCCAUGCACACCGAGAGAAUAGCACAGCCAAUGGCCUCAGGGGCCAAGUGAACCUCACUGAAAACGGGGAAGCGAAGGAGAGUGACAUAAAUGGACAUGCUGACGACCAGGGCACAAAAACUGUGGGUGCUAGCAAUGUGAGCCAGAGUGGAGAUGCUGCCUUUGUCCAGGAAAAUGGACCCCAAGUAGCUGGAAGCGAAAACAGUACAAACAAUGAAGUUGGAAUACAUGAGGGUGGGGUUCCUACACAGGAAACAGCACCUCAGGGAGAAGGGGAGGGAAGUGAGAACAAGGGGGCUGAGGUGACACCAGGCAUCGGGGAAGAUGGUUUCCACAAUACUGAUGAGGGUCCUAGUGGGGAUGGGGAAGAAGAGGAUGAAGUCACAGGCUCUGGGGAUGAUGAGGGCACAGGAGCAGAAGAUGGAAAGGGAGGCCAUGAUGACAGUAAGGGACAGGAGGGCCAGUCACAUGGGGGAGAACAUGGCAGCAGAGGUCAGAGUUCAGUCAGUAGUGAAGACGAUUACUCUAACGAGAAAGAAAACUCCCCAAAUGGACAUGACGGCAACAACACCUCCAGCAGCGAGGAGAACGAUGGUACUGAAGAAGGCAAUGGUAGCCCAGCAAUGCAAGAAAACCAGAAGCUCACUCACAAAGACAACAGAGGUACAGGAAGUGGAAUCACCAGCCCAUCAGAAGCAUGUCCCCCUGGGAAGAGCGAAGAUCAGGGAAUAGAAGUGGAAGGUCCCAAAACAGGCAACAAAAGCAAUAUUACCAAAGAGUCUGGGAAGCCCAGUGAGAAUAAAGACAGCCACGGAUCCCACGGGAUGGAAGUGGACAAGAGAAACAGCCCAAAGCAAGGGGAGUCUGACAAGUCCCAAGGAGCUGCUGAGAAACCAGAAGCCGUCCGUAAAGCAGGGCACAGCAAGAUCAGCAGCGGCAGCAAUAGUGACUUGGGCGACAGUUAUGAUUUUGAUGAUGCAUCGAUGCAAGGAGAUGACCCCAACAGCAGUGAUGAAUCUAACGGAAGUGAUGAUGCUGACUCGGAGAGUGAAAAUGAGAGCGACAGCCAUGGGGAUGCUUCUUACAGCUCUGACGAGUCAACUGAUAAUGGUGAUGACAGUGACUCCAAUGGGGGAGAGGGUGACAGCAGUGAUGCUGACGACAGUGACAGCAAUGGUGAUGGUAAUAGUGAGAGUGAUGACAAGGACCAGUCGGAAAGCAGUGACCAUGACAACAGCAGUGACAGUGAGAGCAACCCAGACAGCAGUGACAGCAGUGACAGCAGCGACAGCAGCAGUGACAGCAGCGACAGCAGCAAUGAUAGCAGUGACAGCAGUGACAGCAGCAGUGACAGUAGCAGCGACAGCAGCAGUGACAGCAGCAGUGACAGCAGUGACAGCAGCAGCGACAGCAGUGACAGCAGCAAUGACAGCAGUGAUAGCAGUGACAGCAGCAGUGACAGCAGUGACAGCAGCAGUGACAGCAGUGACAGCAGCAGUGACAGCAGUGACAGCAGCAGUGAUAGCAGCGACAGCAGCAGUGAUAGCAGCGACAGCAGCAGUGAUAGCAGUGACAGUAGUAACAGCAGUGACAGCAGUGACAGCAGUGACAGCAGCAGUGAUAGCAGUGACAGUAGUAACAGCAGUGACAGCAGUGACAGCAGUGACAGCAGCAGUGAUAGCAGUGACAGUAGUAACAGCAGUGACAGCAGUGACAGCAGCAGUGAUAGCAGUGACAGCAGCAGUGACAGCAGUGACAGCAGCAGUGAUAGCAGUGACAGCAGUGAUAGCAGUGACAGCAGUGACAGCAGCAGUGACAGCAGUGACAGCAGUGACAGCAGCAGUGAUAGCAGUGACAGCAGUGAUAGCAGUGACAGUAGUGACAGUGACAUCAGCAGUGAUAGCAGUGAUAGCAGCAGUGACAGCAGCAGUGAUAGCAGUGAUAGCAGUGAUAGCAGCAGUAAUAGCAGUGAUAGCAGUGAUAGCAGCGACAGCAGCGACAGCAGUGAUAGUAGUGACAGUGACAGCAGCAGUGACAGCAGCAGUGACAGCAGUGAUAGCAGUGAUAGCAGUGAUAGCAGCAGUGACAGCAGCAGUGACAGCAGUGAUGGUAGUGACAGCAGUGACAGUGAUAGUAGCAGUGACAGCAGUGACAGUGACAGCAGCAGUGACAGCAGUGAUAGUAGUGACAGCAGUGACAGUGAUAGUAGCAGUGACAGCAGUGACAGUGACAGCAGUGAUAGCAGUGACAGCAGUGACAGUGACAGCAGCAGUGAGAGCAGUGAGAGCAGUGAGAGCAGUGAGAGCAGUGACAGUGACAGCAGCAGUGUCAGCAGUGACAGUGACAGCAGUGACAGUGACAGCAAGUCCGGUAAUAGCAAUGAUGACAGUGAUAGCGACAGCGACAGUGAAGGCAGUGACAGUAACCACUCCACCAGUGAUGAUUAGAGCAGAGAGCACCCCACGGGGGCCUUUGCAUGGACGUUUGGUGAGUGAAGAAGGAGAGAAGAUUCCUAACCCAGUAACAGGAGAGAACAGAACAGAAGAGCUCGCAGGGAAUCAAGCCAGGCUCAGAGUGGGAGCCAAGACCCAUCUCUCUCGGAGAGAAUCUGCUGCACAACCUUCGGUGCACUUGUGUUAGAAUGUUCAUGUCCAGAAAUAUUUAUUAACAAAGUAUAACUCUAAACAUAAAACGAUUAAACAGAAGCUCAACAAUCACUCUGCAGUUUGAAUGGCGGGGGCUGUAGUGAGCAGGGCGAGCAGACGCCUACAGCAGCCUUCACCGCACUGCUCGGAGCGGAGAGCCCUUGUCUCUGCUAGGGAGAUGCUGUCCUGUGCCGCUCAACUCAGCCACUGUUUCAUUCACUUGUCCCAGGGGAAAACAUAUUUGUAACAUGAGCCAAACACUGUAGCCACUACUGGCCCUUUCCAAGGGUUGGGGUAAUCUCUGUCAUGAGAGCAUAGUUACAAAUUAGGAAAGUUCUCAAGAGUGAGUGAGGAAGGAGCUCUGAGCAUGGCAUCUGACAGGCACGUUACAGUUCUGUGAAGGACAGAAACCAGCAAAGUGCCCCCUUACAGUUCUUCGAAGGACAGAAAAGAGCGAAGUGCCCUUUGCCCCUUGUAGUCUUUUGAACAGCAUCUUGCUUCCAGCAGCUGCUUCCAAAUCUUCAGUAAAUGAGGGACACAGAUGGACGCUUUCGGGAGGUGGGGUUGUAUUCCAGGUUCUACGUGCUCCCCUGUGCUACUAGCUGUCUUCAAAUUAGUCCCACAGCUCCAACUAGGGUCACAGUUUAAUCAAGAAUUGUGAGGGUGUGUGAGGGCACAGUGACCUGCUGUGGGGUCCAGGGCAUGCUUGAGAGUAAGAGUUGGUGAGAAUAAACCACACCGAGACAUGAGGUGUGAAUGGGGAUUGUCCUAAGGAAACCUCAGCCCCUAAGCCUUAUGGGUGCUUUGCCAUUUUGCUAUUUUCCCACGUGAGCAGUUAUGCCAGAUCUGGGCUAAAUCAAAGCUCUUGACUACAUUAUGACAAUAGCGGACUCUAUUCUCACGUCAGGCUUAUUUCCCCAGGGUUUCAGGAGAGUUCCUUUUUCCUUGGUGCUCACUUCCUUUUGCAAGUUUCUUAGUUAAGAAAUAUUGCCGGAGGCUUUCACUGCUGCCGUCUGUAAACUGCUAACAUGUAAAACGCCAGGCUUCUGUGUGGCCAUGACACGACUCCAGACCUUUUACCGGAAGGCAACGGCUCAGGCUCUGACAUCUGUUAGACUGCAGACUUCCCUUUGUUUGCUUUGACUUGUGGAGCACCUGCCUCUAGUACCUGUCACACCUACUCCCUGAGGUUAUGCUGAUCACUACGCAGCGGAUAGAAAACUCAUUGUAAACUGUGUAAGAAAUGCAAAUGAAGAG